UUAAAAAAAAAAUUAACGCGGGGCAGUGCGGGUCGCGGGUCGCGGAUUUUUUAAAACCAAAAUCUUGAACUAAAGUCUAAAACGGUACCAGCCUACCAGAUCCUAAAUCUCGAACUAAAACCUAAAUACAGUCACGACUCACGUUGUCACACCCAGGCCACAGCGCACUCAGCCCGUCGGCCGUCGCCGGAGUGCCUCCCAUCAGCCUUCCAUCAGCCCUCACCGACUCUCUUACAGACUGUAAGUUACAAAAAGUAUGGAGUCUCAAGGCGAACAAAAUCCAAUGUGUUCAUCUUCAAGUACAAUUCCUAUUGAGAUUGAGAGUCGAGGGCUUAUGCAAUCUGAUGAAGUUAAUAUGGAAGUUGUUGAUGAAACAGGUAAAAGAAAACUUAGUUCUGAUGCAUGGAAAUAUUACAAAGUGGUGAAGCUUGAUGGUGCUCGCUUUGGUGUUUGGCAAUGGAGUGCAUCACAUGAAGUUUGUGAAAAGUUGCAGCUGUUUCACCGUAUCACUGAACAAUUCUCGGGGAGUCAAUAUCCAACUUCAACUCAAUACUUUUCAAAAGUUUGUGAUAUUAAUCUAGAAUUGGAAGCUUGGGUGAAAAGUUUAAAUCCUUUGAUUAGCUCUAUGGCAUCAUCAAUGUGGUUGAAAUUUAAAAAAUAUUGGGAUGAUAUGCAUAUUUUGAUGGGGGUAGCUACUAUCUUUGAUCCGAGAUUUAAGAUGAAGUUGGUUGAGUUCUAUCUUGCACAAAUUUAUGGUGAAGAAACUUUACAUAAAAUUCAAGAAGUUCGAAACCAUUGUUUUGAUCUCUUUCAAGAGUAUACGAGCAGAGUGGUUGCUUCACAUGAGUCAUUUCAAGCAUCUAGUUCUAAUGAAGUUGCUGGUGUUGUUGAGGGUGAUCGACUGUCUAGUUUCGAUAGAUUUGUCGCUUCGAGUAGCGCGAAUGUGGACCCAAGAUCGGAGUUGGAGUCAUAUUUAGAAGAAGGUGUGCUACCUCGUACGCCAUCAUUUGACAGUUUAAGCUGGUGGAAGACAAACAGAUUAAAAUUUCCUACUUUGCAAAAGAUAGCUCGUGACCUCUUAGCCAUUCCUAUCUCUACCGUUGCUUCAGAAUCGACCUUUAGCACUAGUGGGAGAUUGAUUAGCCCGCAUCGUAGUAGACUUCAUCCUACUACUUUGGAGGCGUUGAUGUGUGCUCGCACUUGGUUAUGGAACGAGAUAAAUGGUUCGUGUUCAAGCAUUGAUAGAGUUUCAUGUCCGACGAUGCUUGAUGAAGAAGAAGAUCCAGAUGUUUCGGUUGCUUGAUAACUGAAGGAAGUCGGAGAUGCAUUAUUUCUGAUGAAGAAGAAGAUCCCAAUGUUUUAAUUUUUGCUUUGUUGUAACAGACUAAUCAGAGUUCUCAUUUAGUAUUAUUUCUGCUG
This is a messenger RNA of Nicotiana tabacum (common tobacco), 1419 nucleotides long. RefSeq names its product zinc finger BED domain-containing protein RICESLEEPER 2. NCBI's taxonomy places the organism in Eukaryota, Viridiplantae, Streptophyta, Magnoliopsida, Solanales, Solanaceae. Gene Ontology annotation, molecular function: protein dimerization activity; DNA binding. The record is from RefSeq and is a predicted model, not a curated record.